Messenger RNA from Cooperia oncophora, 615 nucleotides. The record is from the annotation of a GenBank genome assembly. NCBI's taxonomy places the organism in Eukaryota, Metazoa, Nematoda, Chromadorea, Rhabditida, Trichostrongylidae.
AUGGCAGCAGUUAAAGGAUGUUUCGGUCAUGCUGGGCACGGCUUGGACCUUUAUCCGAUGAACAACAACAAUACUAAAGAUGCUUCUCGAAGAUGCUCUCACAUGCUGUGCUCAAUGCCUUCGAGAAGCAGUUUGUUGUUUUACGUGGGUGUAAAAAUUAAUAAAAACAUGUUAGAUAAUACCAUCAACUAUAUAAUACAACCCGUACGAAGAGAACAUCGCAAGAAGGCCUCGAGAUUGUUUUUCGUCUCUAUAAACGAUCUCUGGGACUUGACGAAGAAGUACAAGAUCAGACCUGGCUGUCGGAAUAGUGUCGAUAUCACUUCUGUGACCAAGCGCGUGGAGGAAGAGAAUCCGUACGAUGGCAUACUUAUUGUGACGCCCCUACAGUUGAAGCAGUUGCUUGCCUACUCUUCUAGAGGCAUAAGCCUGGACGACAGUCGUCACAACACGCGAUACAACAUAAAAUUAGCCACUCUCAUGGUGGCCGACGAGAAAGAUAGAGGACUAUCUCCAUUUCUAUUAAGCAAUACCAUGACGACGGAUAACGUUUCCAAUCUGUUCAAAGUAAUCAAAGAGCUAAUGCCAGACUUCAAUCCAAGGAGAAUCGUGUAA